UUGUAUCCAUUCAAGAACUUGCCGCGGCUAGGAGCGUGUUGAAAAGGGACACAGAUCAGUCCGUCAAACCGAGACGUUACAUUAAUUUACAAACUUCUCGAAAACAUUUGCAGAGACUGCAAACUCGCAAGGUUGUACAGAUUAAACGAAAACACUCGUUUACAACGUUAACCUCGAAGAUAUUUGCAACACCGCUUUCAGAUUUUCUUUUUUGCUUUGAUUGCGAAAACAUGCAACUGGAAGACUGAUCGGCAAGCCGCAUAUAAGGAACUGCCACAUACACUCAAUGAGUCAUUGAUAACUGCACUGGCAUGUGUGAGCUGUAGUGUGGGGCACUAGUAUAUGUAGUCUAAGGCCCUUUUUUUCUCCAGCUUAUUAUUCUUUUUUUUUUUUAAUUAUUAUUAUUGUUUAAUUUGAUUCAGAAGCGAUUUUUUUUUUUAGAUUCAGGCGCACAUAUCGUUACAAUGCUUCAGUAAGUAGUGUGUAUAUUGGUCACCGGUAUACAGUAAUUCUUCUCUAUCGCCUCCAAAGUAAUUUUUACUAAUGCUAGAUAAACUCAAACCCGUUCAUUUCAAUUCGGUAAUAACGACGAUGAGCAAGACAGUGGGUUGGUUAAAGGAGCAGCUGCAGACAGGCAACGACAGCCUUCUGGUAAUGGACUGCCGAGCCCAGGAGCUCUACGAGUCCUCGCAUGUCGAGGCAGCCAUAAACGUGGCCAUCCCCAGCCUCAUGCUUCGGCGACUCAGGAAGGGCAACCUGCCUAUCAAGUCGUUGUUAGCUAACGGGGAGGACAAGGAGAAAUUUGUCCGGAGGUGUAGGACAGACACAAUCGUGCUUUACGAUGAGUACAGCAGCGAGUGGAAUGAGAACGUGGACGGGGACUCCGUGCUGGGGCUCCUGCUGAGGAGAAUGAAGGAUGAAGGCUACAGGGCUUUUUACUUGGAAGGCGGAUUUAAUACAUUUCAAGCAGAGUUUCCUGCACACUGCGAAACUAAUCUGGACAGCUCUUGCAGCAGCAGCAGCUCUCCCACAACACCAGUGCUCGGGUUAGGGGGGCUCAGAAUUAGCUCUGACUCUUCCGAUAUCGAAUCAGACGUUGACCGGGACCCCCACAGUGCCACUGACUCUGAUGGCAGCCCCUUGUCCAAUACCCAGCCUUCUUUCCCUGUUGAGAUCCUGCCAUUCCUGUACCUGGGAUGUGCCAAAGACUCCACCAACCUAGACAUUUUGGAAGAAUAUGGCAUUAAGUACAUCCUGAAUGUGACCCCGAAUCUCCCAAACCUGUUUGAGAAUGCUGGGGAGUUCAAGUACAAGCAGAUCCCCAUCUCUGAUCACUGGAGCCAGAACCUCUCUCAGUUCUUUCCAGAGGCAAUCAGCUUUAUUGAUGAAGCACGCAGCAAGAAGUGUGGUGUUUUAGUCCACUGCUUAGCUGGGAUCAGCCGUUCCGUUACAGUGACCGUGGCGUACCUGAUGCAGAAGCUAAACCUGUCCAUGAAUGACGCCUAUGAUAUAGUAAAGAUGAAGAAAUCUAACAUUUCCCCUAACUUCAAUUUUAUGGGCCAACUGCUGGACUUUGAGAGGACCCUAGGAUUGAACAGUCCUUGUGAUAACCGAAUCACUACCCAGCCCCUCUACUUCUCUACUCCCACCAACCACAACGUUUUCCAGCUCGACCCUCUCCAGUCCACGUGAGCACUCGCAACCCUGACCUGCCGGUGAUCGCUCUUGAAAUAUUUUUUGUCUUGUCAAGAACCUUGACAAGAUUGACAGAACUGGUCUGAACUAACAGCUGUCGGAUGUGCUUACUGAAGACAUGGGAGACUAAUCUGUGGAAGCAGCUGUAGCAGAGAGGGAGUGCCAUAACUCCUUUCUUUCUUUUUCUGUUUCUCUUGGACUGAGAACAUUUAAUUAUCCUAAAGGUUAGAAGAGAAAAGGUGUGCAGUAGACAGGAAAACCAAGAAUUCCAAAGAGAUGUGGUUGGUUGAACUGACUUUACGAGCACUUGCGCCUACAGACUGAUUUUUAGCAUUAGGUGUUCAGCAGCUUAUAUGUGUGUGUAUAUAUGUAUCUCUAUCGUCUUCUGUGAAGACUGGCUAUAAGUGUGUAUGGGGGGGGGUGUAUCUUGCUGAAUUACAGCAGUUUUUGAAAUUCCCCUAUUUUUUGUGGAGAAGUCUUGUGUUUUAAACAAUCUAUUAUAUACAUUGUAAAAAAAAAAAUAAUAAUCUCCUAAUAGUGCAGCCUUGCUCUCUUGUAUCUGAAAAAAGAAAAACACAACUGUAAAUCAGUGGGUACUAAUUGUUUUCCAUGUAUGCAUCCCAAGUAUAAAUAUGUCAUUGUUUUAAUAUACCAAAAAUUAAUUGUGUAUUUGAAUUUUGGUUGAGUCUCACCACUCCAGUUUUGCUGCUUAAUGUAUGGGUUAAAUCUGGAGGCUUUCUUUUUGCUUUCAUAAAAACAAAUUCGAACCACUUGCUUUAUGUAUGCCUUUUAGCUCUUUACAUAGACGUGCAUAUGCUGUUAACCUUCUAAUGAUUUUAUUUUGAUUUAUUUUUUUUAUAAAAAGUGCCCCCUUUUAAGCUUAAACACAGAUAUAGGUGUGUUCCUGUUAAUGUGUCACCAUGGUGUAUUAGAAAGAAGAAUUGUACUCCUGUAUUUACUAAUGUUAGUAAGUUAUGGAUGAUUUGUGGUAAUAGUGACCUAUGUUAAUAUGAACAUAAUGCACUGUAAUGCAUGGAAUAUAGCAUAGUUGAUCCUCUAUGAUAAUUGCUUUUAGGUAUGAAGAGUGGAGUUUGUUUCUGUGCAAGAGGCUGAUCAUUUGUUUGUUUUUUAAUAUUCUGGAGGGAGGUGUCUUUUUUUUUUUUUCUUAUAUAUAUUAUUCUCACACAGAGAUGCAUUACCUCUGUAUCAGUCAUCUUCAGGGAACUUUAAUCACACAAUGCAAUAGUCCAUGGUAAAGAAAAGAGACAAAUAGACAUCUGUUUUUCCUGCACUUGUAGAUAUGGCCAAUGGGAGAAUGACCUCUCCCCUCUCCCCCACUCUAUCCUGUUGUUGGUAGAAAGUUGGAGUCUGGAUAUAUCUUAAUGUACACAUUUAAAUUAUUAAUAAACAACUAUUUUGUCUAUUCAGAACUGUA
Molecule: messenger RNA, 3130 nt
Organism: Polyodon spathula (Mississippi paddlefish)
Lineage: Eukaryota; Metazoa; Chordata; Actinopteri; Acipenseriformes; Polyodontidae
Product: dual specificity protein phosphatase 6-like
Exons: 3
Coding region: 544-1692 (382 amino acids)
Biological process (GO): negative regulation of ERK1 and ERK2 cascade; regulation of heart growth; protein dephosphorylation
Cellular component (GO): cytoplasm; cytosol
Molecular function (GO): MAP kinase tyrosine/serine/threonine phosphatase activity; protein tyrosine/threonine phosphatase activity
Source: RefSeq, a predicted model, not a curated record